Messenger RNA from Pocillopora meandrina, 8081 nucleotides. The record is from the annotation of a GenBank genome assembly. Lineage: Eukaryota; Metazoa; Cnidaria; Anthozoa; Scleractinia; Pocilloporidae.
AUGCCGCGACGAACGUAUUCCUUCUUAUUACUUUUAGCUCAGAUCGUCGCUCUUUUCGAUGUUUUGAAGGGUGCUGUUUAUCCAUCGAUUCACUGGUCUCCGCAAAAUCCUCUGUAAGUCAAACAUUUUCUUUACUCAUUUGUGUGUAAUGAUUUAAUAAGAUUAAGCACGCAGAAUCAUUGGCUCUUCUUGAAUAUCACUCGCUGCCUUGUGGAGUUUCAUGUCCUUGCGCCAUGUCCGCGUUUCAUUUUCGUGUUUCUGUGAUUACAUUUUGACGGUUUGAGCCUCUGACACUAGUUGAUUGCACUCCCUAUAGAAAUAGCUCAAUUUUCUAUUGUCUUGUUCCAUAAUUACCUGUUUUGUGCGGUGCUUUUAUGCUGUUCGAUCGUAGGACAAUCAACGUUAUCAGAUCGAUCGCGUUCGAGGCAACUACUUCGUAAAUUUAUUGGCGGUUUCCCUUAUCUUCAUAUGUGUCGAAAGUUGCUGAUAACACAAUGGGGAAACUUGAAACUAGCGCUAUCGCGAUUGUAUUUCUUCAGCGUGAAUUGGGAAUGUCUCAUCUUUGUUUUACUUGCGAAUGGACAUGAUUCACACUGCAUUUGUUUAGUAUUUUUGUUGAAAUAAUAAUUUAGCAUUGCGAGAAUCCGCUCCUACAUGGUUUUAUCUCAGAUUGCCAAACAGAGCUGUCGUGAUUCUUUAUUGUUAUUUCAAUCCCUAGCUAUCCUUGUUAGCUUUUGUUUGGUUUCGCUCAUGUCGUGCGUUGUUUACAUUAGCCUUGCGUUCGGUUUUGCGUCCGCGGUGCAAUAUGUGCUUUGUCAAAAUAGAGUACACGAAACUUAACGCAUGAUAUAGUUUACUACUCUUUUUAGACAAGCAUAAUAAAAGUCUGACACGUUGUUAAUCAAUAUAAGACCAAUGACCUUUCCAAGUUCAUGGAACAGCGCAAACCCAGUGUGUUCAAGACGAGAGCAAGAAGAAGAUUUAAUAAAUUUGGCAUUCCUAAAUAAUGGAUGUGUACACAGUUUGUACUGCACUAGAAAUUCUUAAUUUGCAAGAUAUUUUCAUUCAGUGGAUACCGCAUAAUAAAAGUCGUGUUUUGGUUAUAAACGUAUUCAAAAGUCAUGGCAGUUUCAAAUAAAACAGCUGGGUAAACUAGAAUUCAGUUUAACAGUGAGGAAGACAGGACACAAAUGUAUCUAUUCAUGUUCAAACCAAGAAUAAACGCUGUUUAAGUUUCACAAUACUAAGAACACAAACCGGAAACUCUAUUUGCUUAUUUCAUAUCCUUAAAUCAAUUUUACUUUAGCUGCUUGACAUAAAUUUCCCUGGUCGGUUUUGGCUGUGUGAUUUCAAACAAAGACGGAUGACCUAUUGAAUUGUGCGAGAUGACCCAGUGCAAAUUAAGUUUAAUAAAAAUGCGGUCCCUCAGAACAAAAGAAGAUAUGGCGGUUUAAUUUGGCCAACGGUGCGCUCAAUACGAAGACGGUUGAUUAACUCAGCAGAUGCGAGACAAAGGCGAAACAAUUUUCACGUUGGACUUUUAGGGAUCUUUCUCAGGGGUAAUCCUGUUUGCGGAGAAAAUUACUCAGUCUGCAAACUCUAGGAAUUUUAAAUCCCCACAUAUUUUUCAGUUAUUCCGUUGCUGCAAAGGAUAACAACGUUGACUUGUCGACAUAACUCGAUUAUCACACGAAGAAGAUCAGAUCCACAGCCAAAAAUCACAUUAUAAAACUACAAAAUUGCGCUUAACAUUAGAGGAGAGAUGGCAAGGAUUGCCAUAACUUUUAUUGUAAGCAGAUCACCAAGAGAGAACAAGUCGCCAUAUUGAUAGCAGCACUUAAUUUACUAAUACGUACAAUCUACAUGUAUUUCUCCCGAAAAAGGGGACAUUUGAUAGUUAUUGUUAUCGAAAUUGCCCAAAAAAGAAUUUGACAUAAAAUUAGAACGUGAUGAAAUGAUAUAUGUUGAUGUUAGUAACCUAAUAUUGCAAUUCACCUCAAACCCCAGUCAACAUUUGUCAAAAUACGCGCGGAGAUAUAAGCUUGUUUGCUUUUUCCAAGUUCACUCUUGUCAGAGCUUUGAGAAAAACAUCCUUGAAUAUGGCGUCAUUAGACAGAUUUAAGAUUUUUGAGGAGUUUCCGAGCUAAAUUUGACACAGCGAGUACGUGUGAAAAUGCGAAUACCAUAUAAUUGUGAACACUCUGAACACCUUACAGGGGUAAUUGAUCUGAAUUUUCUUUUUCUCGUCACUCAACGAAAUCCAAACAGUUAGCAACCAGCUGACAAGAAGUACUUCUUAAAAUUCUUCUCCGAAAGAACUGACCUAAUUUUAAGGAAACUGAGGAGAUGAAUGAGAGACAGAGAGACUGAACAAUUCAAAAUAAACCCCUGUCUAGCACGUCCAAAUCACAACUUAAAAUGUUUACGAUAUGAAUGUCGGAUUGUUCUGUCGAACUAAUGUUGUCUGGGCUGACGUCUCGGCCGGAGUUCCGGCAGUCCGACUGUUACGAAAUGGAUGAACAUUUAUCGUUGGUGAGGUCAUGAGUAGGUUGUUGUACGGGGCUAAAUUACAGAAAUAUCUUCACGAAUGAGAAGGUAGAUUCGCAGCGUUCGUUUGUUCAAUGAAACGACACUCUUUCAGGAUAAUUUUAACUUAGACCCUCUCGAACUUAGCGCGCAAUCUUUUUAAUCUCGCGUGUACUUUGCGCAUCCCUAUUAAAGGAUUACAAAUAAAGGUUCUUUGAAAGGGAUAGUGUAGGUCAUGGAUCCGAUAUAAUUCAAGUUUUACGUCUAAGACAACUUUCCAGUGUAAGAUACGUGAUGGACAGUUGGAAGGUUUCCUACGCAAUAGAGAAAUGUCACUUUUUCCACUAGAGAAAAAGGUUCUUGAUUUUUAUGUAAUAAACUUUGAACGCUAACUUUUCUCAAGGGUUUUUUUUUUUUCACUCAUUUAACCCACAAACAAAAUAUAGUGAAGUUUCCUUUAAUGACCACUGGGUGGAGUGAUAUUAUCGACAUGAGCACUGCACAUCCAUAUCUGUGGAAAACCGAACCUUGUUGAGGCUUUUAGCCCGAGUAAUAACAUGCAUCUGUUUAUUUUCUUCCUCUAGAUUUAUCAGUCCUCUUUCAUUCCAAUAUGCAUCGUUUUCUUUUCACGGAAAUAAGUUGUAGCUCCAAAUAUUUCGCCAAUGGUAGGAAAAAGGGGGCUUCGCUGUUUUCAAUUCGUGCAAGUCGAGUGUGCAUCGUUUUCCUGUCACUCAUGAAUUAAAACAUGUCACAUUUUAAGUUAGAAACUUGAAUACGUUCUUGAAAGCGAAUGACCUUACCCUUUCGGAGAGCCAUAAAGGAGCAAGAGAUAAAAUCAUAUGAUAAUUAUGUGUUUUGGAAGAUAUCUGUCAAGACAGGAUUAACGAGGAAUACAGACUAUUUUCGGCUGAAGGGAUCUGAUUUCGUGCAUAUGGUUUCAAUUUGUCGGAGAAUUUCACAAAUUUGUAACCCCUUGGGUUGGAGCGAAGAUUCCAGGGAUGACCUUAAACUACAGUAAUUUCUAUUUAUGCAUCCAUUCCGAGUGAUUUUUUUCCUUCAAAAAAGGCGUUCUCCGCAAUGAUUAAAAAAGAAGAAAGAUACCGAUAUAACAAGUUUGGCCAUGUUCCUCUUUCGAUCAUAAGUGUUUAUGCGGUGGAUUUCACUUAAGAUUUCUCGCACAAUUUAGCCCCACUUCAAAGGUAGCAAAGUAGCCAAAAGACGUUCAAUAUCAGUUGUUUUUCCUUUUCGGCAAAAUAUUCCCAACCUUAUUUGUCAAGAAACAUCAAUAUAUUUACGAAGAGAAAAUGUUUUCGCGUCAUAUCUACAGGUGUGACUAUAUAAGUACGGCGGCGGAUUUGGUCACGCAUAUUGUCACAAUCUUGAUUUUCUUUCGAUCCGAGCUAAACAAUAUCGCUGGCGGUCUCUUUCUCUCCAUAUUACUAGUUUUGAAUGUUUCAACUUAACUUUCUCUUAAAAGUUAAACAAAUUCCGAGGUCUGUGUCUUUUAGACCACCAGCGCCUAUGUUUACACAGUUUUCAGUCUAGCAGGAUGUUUUUGCGGCCAAUUUGGAAAACAUUGUCGGUGUAUUAUUUGCGAAUAUAAGAUUAAAAAAAAUAUUUUAAAUGAAUGAAUGUAAUCAAUUCAAUCUCAGUUUCCUAUAUUUGUUUUGGUUUCUUCAGUUAUGUCUGAUUUUGGUGGCGUUGCGGUUUUCAUUGCUAGGGGUACGGAUAAAUUUCGGUCUUCAAACGUUAUAAGAUACCUGUCCGUGAGGAAGGCUGUUUUACUGAAAUUUCCAGACCUCGCAGGUUCUCCUAGAUGUUAAUUACAUCAAUGGAUUUUCUCGCGUGAUUUUCAUGGACAGAAGUAAUUGGUUAUCAUGGUUAUCUCAUAUCACGCCCAUAAAAGGGGUUUCGGGAAAGCAUAGGAAAACUUUCAGGAUUUGUUCUGGUUUGGUGUUUUUUCUCAUGUGUAAACAAAAAAAACCGACAAUAAUAACGCGCCUUGUCGGAAAAUUGGAUCCUGCCCCCUUAAAACCACAUCUGUUUUUCCAUCAAAAUCCUCGAUGGGGCCUAAUUAAUUUGCAGAAUACGAAAUAUUUUAUGUUUUUGGAAUAGCAGACAAAUUAGUCUUUCUUUGCUCUCCCGCAAAGGGUUUUCAACGCCAGCGAGUAAUUGAGUUAAGUGGCACAGGCAUAUGGCAUAUACGUUACACUUCUGUCAUUCAUGCGCAUAUCACAAUAUAAUUGUGAAAGACUCGACAUGCCCCCUCAUUGGUCGGAAAUUACGUUUAAAAAAAAGGAAAGAAAGCGUGUGAAAAACAAAUGGUUCAUUAAACUCUCCCUACAGCAAAUGCCUUGAACUUUUCGGCGCACUUUAUAAAUUCUGUUUUGUAACCAUUUCGUAACGUAAAAGUGGAAGCAUGUUUGACGCAUUUAAUGAGUUGUUAGCGUCAUAAUACGUACAGUAAAGGAUAGAGAGAGUGCAACAAACAAAUGGUUUCUCAAUUCCCCCAUCAUUCCACUCUACAGUCCCUUUCAAUAAGCACUUCGAAAAAUUACAAAAUAUCAGAGUGUACUCUUUUUAGUAACAUCGUCCGACCUCAUUUCCUCCGCCCACCCAUAAGUUACACCCGUUUACCUUGAGCAGAAAAAUUUUUGUUCUCUAAUUUGUCGUAACCUCUAAAGCACUCUAUAUUUCGGGCCCUCAUAUAGAGACAUCGUCCGUCCGCCUUUUCAAUACAUAGAGAACAAAACAUACUAUACAAAACUUAUAUCUGGGAAUAGAACUUAAUUAUGUUCCUCACCAAUUUCUUGACGUAGUUUUCUUGUCUCAAUAAUUUCUAAGUAGUUUUUUUCGCAUUAGACUAAUUUAUACUUUCAAACCAAAACCACAGUUUUCGAAUUUGAUCCACUUUUUUUAAACGUACGUGGCCCUCAGAGGUUCUAGGAACGGCUUUCUUUCUGUUUGCAUUUUCUUUUUGUCGUUGCCUGAAGAACUAAUGUAUGUGCGUGUUGUCAGUUGUUUAUUUUUCUGAUCAUUCUCCUCAAGGGUUCUUGAAUAUAUAGCUGAUUUCCGUUGAUUUUCUUAUUUUGCCAAUAUUGUCUAGUCAUUUGGAUAGCUCAUAAGUAUGAGCUCCACCUUGAUAAAGUUUCUUGCAUUUCAUUAUAAUUCUAAUUGUUUAAACAUUUUUGUUUAACCCUCUUUUAGGUUUGGCAAUGGUGACAGCGUUCUCAAUGUCCUUCCGAUGUCCAAGCUUCACAUCGUUUGUCCAAAUCCGUCCACAGUCUUGAAAAAGGUUCGAGACAAUACGCCCAAAGACAAACUUUAUGAAAAUGUUUGGAUUGUGUCACGCGACAAUUAUGACAGCUGUAGUACAGACUCUUCUAAGGGGAGUAGGCUUCUUCAACGAUGUACCACCCCCCUGGCGCUGAAGUAUUACACUCUGGUGUUUCAGAGGUUCAGCGCUGUGUCAAGCCAGGUGUUCAAUCCAGGCCGAGAAUAUUAUCUUAUAGGUAUGUUUUCCAUCGAAUAACUCAAUUUUAGGUACUUUUUUCACGCCUCAGUCAGUGGAGGUUAGGGUUAGCGUUAGGGUUAGUGUUAGGGUUUCUUGAGUUAGACUAGCAGCCCUUCCAGGCAGAAUGGCAUUACUCUUUAUUGCAUUAUUAUGCGGAAAUCGGUAAAAAGCUUCGAUGGAAUGGAAAAGUUCAUAGCAAUAUUAACUGCUACAAUACUCUGUAGUUUCGUGAUUUACCUUUAUUCUACGAAAUCAAACUCCUGGAAGUGGAAGACUUUUAACACCGGUAAAAAAACCAAUAAUUUUUUCAAAAUGCCUUUUUUGUUUUGUUUUUUACUUUAAAUCAUCGCUGAAGACAUUUGCAAUGUUAUGCUGUUCGCAUUUCAGCGACUUCAGAUGGCACGCAAGGUUCAAUAGACAGUCGAUCAGGAGGAAACUGUAAACACAACAAAAUGAAACUACGGAUAUAUGUUUGUAAAAACACUAAAGGUGAGAACCUGUAGUUAGUGAAAAGUACUGUAGAAUAAGAGACAGACCAGUGGCGUAUGUGGGCAAGCCUCAGUAAUGUUUUAAAUGACCUAAAACUUUAUUUUCUACAUGCUGAUACGUUCAUGCAGAAUUUUUCUUUUUCCUUAAAACGCAACAUUCCUGGCCAAUAUGUUUUCACCUUUCAGAAUGUGAUAUUUGAUUUGAUGAAAAGAUAUAUGCUAAUUUGGAUAUCGUUUAUUAAACGUCUGACGAAGUUUAAAGUGGAACAAUAGAACGGGGAGUUGCGUUUCUGACAUGAAGGGUGACGAGAUUCUUAAAAACUGUUGCGUCCGAAGAUGACUUUUGCUGUGAUAGCCGAAAUUUCUAGACCUUUUUUUACUGGUAGUUUACCAAGUUUGCAUGGUGUCCAUCGCACCAGCUAUACGUUACUAAUGUUGUUAUCGUUUUUCUUUUUUUUCUUUCUUAAGAUCCCCGAUGCAACCGAAAACCUACAACCACUGCUACUAAAGCUCCAACGACUUCAACUACAACUUUAAAAUCUACCAUUCCAUCUACGACUACAAGCUCCACAACCACUUUUCAAACCACUAAUUCAACCACUACGAAUGCGCCCACUGAGAAGGUCACGUUGUCAACAAGAACAACAGGCACCAGCGAAUCGUCCACAAGAACAAAAGCUGCUGAAAAACCGGCCACGACUACAGACGCAAGUGUAGUUGGUCACCCAGUGAAUGCUGAACUGAGCAGUCCUAUAAAACCAGGUAAAAGAUAGGGCUCUCCAAUAAGUGCUUCAUUGCCAAGCUUCGUCGCCAGAAAUAUAACCUUCCGAUUACUGGUGCGGAUGUCCGAGUGUCUAAGCUGUAAUGAAUUUCCUUCAGACUGUUGCCAUGAUGCAAUUAUACCCAAAAAAAUUGAGAGGAUCCGUUCAGUUCAAAUGGUCAGACGUUUUGUCGAGAUUAAAAUUCCCCCAACUAGUCGCAAAUCUGGCUCUCUUAAUGUUAAAUCUUAGCACUCUUCGUACGGUUUCACACCUAUUCCGCAUGUACUUUCGUAUACACGUGAAAGGCACGUGAAAAUCAUUUGGAAAAAAGAAAAGGGAAAGUAUUAUCCUUUCACACAGUGUUUCACCUGCCUUUCAAUCAGUUCUUGAGGGCGUACAUGUGAUAAACUUGCACUUGCGUGAGCACCGAAGAGCGUUGGCAGUGAUUUGCGGCUGAACUAAACCCGAAUUUUUAAACGGAGGCCUCCCACAGAGUACGUGCAUAAACACCAUUCACACGUGAGGUCUGACCAAUGUUAUAUUUGUUCAGUUUCAGAACUUAAUUGGACGAUCAUGAUUCCUUUAAUGGCCUGCCUUCUGCUGUCGAUCAUGGUGAACAUUAUUUUGUUUUGCCGUCUGAAAAAACGAAAACAGGGAUAUGAUUUAGAAGAGAGGAAACCUAAAAUGAUUGAAGCAACUUCAGUAAAACGCCAAGAGAAGGACAGAAUAGAACCACGAGUGGAAAGAACUUGGUUACUAUGCAGACGAUCGGCAGACGUCACAGACGUGUGA